CCACGCCGGAAGCGGUUUGCUUUGCCAUAGCUAGCUUGUAGCUCGGCUAAUAAACGGCUCUCGGUGUUAUGGUGUUCGCUGUCAGUCGGAGAGAAGCGGGGCCGUGAUAGACGUCUGACCGGGGCUCUGAAGAGACAGACUGGGGGUUUAAAAUCAGACCGGGUCGCUCUGGAAUGAGGUCUGGUGACUAGAACCAGACAGGAGCAAUAAUAACGAGAACCAUGGUGACCAAGAAGAUCCGGACGGAGUACAUGAAGAAGUUCAGGGAUCCCAGAUGGGAGACGUUUUCUAAAUGUUACGAGGACUCUCUGAAGUACCGCCUCACCCGGCGGGUGAUGGAGCACUCCCACAAGCCCUGGAUCUGGGAGGGCUGGGACAGCGGCUCAGAGUCCAGCGGCUGGUCCACGCCGAGGCUCAACAGGAACAAGAUCGCCCCUCUGUCCCUCCCACCGCCGCCCCCCCCCACGGAAGUGAAGCAGAGCCCGUCCAACCCCGGGCCGAGACCUCCUGCCGAGGAUGGAGAGACGGAGGAGGGAGUGGGGGAGGCACCGGUUGGAGAUGCUACAGCGACCGCAGACGUCGUGGAGAACGGCGUGAACGAAGCCAGCGGCGGUUCAGAGGACUCGACGAUAGACAGCGUCCCCGCUGACACCACGUCUUCCGACGGCGAGCCCGUGAACCCCGUGCCGAAGCGUCGUCACCGCCGCCGCACCCCUCGCUCGGAGCCGGGACGCCGGGACGGUUCCCACGACGACAAACCGGCCGUCGUCCGCAAACCGCCGAGAGCGAGGAGCACCCCGCCGGUCCUCGCCAAGGAGACGGAGAACCGGAGAACGCCCAGCCGACUGGACUGGAACGAGAGACAGACGGAGGUCAGACGGACGCCGAAUGACAGCAACACGUCGGACGCCUGCGUUCAGACCCGCCGGCAGUCCGACAAGCGCGGCUCCGCCGUGGAGCGCCGGCGGGCUCGCUCCGCCGACCUGGAGAAGACGAGGCGGUCGCAGCUCACGGUGGCGGACGACCGCUGGAUGACGGAGUACAUGCGCUGCUUCUCCGCCCGCCUGAGGUAGAGACCGGACCCCCCUCCCCGCCAGAAACCCGAAACCCCUGAAAACCACGUUUCACUGUUUGAGAGCAAAUGGUGGAACGGGUGUCGGGAGACGAACUGAGAACCGCGGUGUCUAUUAUUGGAUUUAAAGUUAAAGACAUUCACCAAACAUUAAAUAAGAUGCGUUUAAUAACCUGCCCUGAUCAUAGUGGAAUAAUACAUAUGAUGUAUGUGUGUAUAUGUAUGUGUAUAUAUGUACACACACACACAUAUACAUACAUAUACAAAUAUAUAUAUAUAUAUAAAUACAGCACAUUUACAUACAUAUAUGUGUAUAUAUAUGUAUGUGUAUAUAUGUACACACACAUAUAUACACAUACAUAUACAUACAUAUAUAUCUAUAUAUAUAUAUAUAUAUAUAAAUA
Molecule: messenger RNA, 1476 nt
Organism: Etheostoma spectabile (orangethroat darter)
Lineage: Eukaryota; Metazoa; Chordata; Actinopteri; Perciformes; Percidae
Gene: ccsapa
Product: centriole, cilia and spindle-associated protein a
Exons: 4
Coding region: 222-1073 (283 amino acids)
Biological process (GO): regulation of mitotic spindle assembly
Cellular component (GO): centriole; ciliary basal body; spindle
Molecular function (GO): microtubule binding
Source: RefSeq, a predicted model, not a curated record